AAGUGAACCGCGGCUCGCCUCCGUCUCUUCCGGUGUGGCUUCGCGCGGCCCUGUCUCUUUUUCUCGAAGGAAAAAAAGAUUUCGGCCGGUGGAGCCUGGCUUGGCGCCCCAUUGCCCCACGAACCUGGCCAUCCCGCCUCAUUGUGAGCAGUGGGAGGAAUUUGAUGGAACUGCAAAGUCCCAGGGGUGCUAGAGUAGAGCAUCUCUUAUCAGCAACUGUGGCUGCUUCAGGAACGAAUUGAGGGAACUAUAAUCUCGAGACACACGGAUGGCAGUGCUGAGUACCAUGUGUGAUACAACUCUGGAAUGUUAAUUUCUCAUCCCUCGCCAGGAUGUCCCUAGUAAAUGGAAUCUAAGUCAUCCAGACUAAAGAGAAAUGAGUGGUCAUUUUCCACUUUUGAUGUAUAAAUUUCCCUGACGUGUCCUUGGAGUCACAGAAGAAUUUGGUCACGUAUUUUACCAUCAGAUGAAAAAGAUGGACAUUACUAGUUUGUCCUGUGAAAGUCUGCCUUCUGGUGACCAAAACUGCAGGCAAGGAGAAGAAACAGAGGGAGAAAGCAUGCUGGUUGAUUGCCUGAGAAAUUGUAAUAAGGAUAAGGCUGUGGAUUUUACUCAAGAGGAGUGGACAACCGAGGAUCCACCUCAGGACAGCAGAGCUAGCGACGUGGCAGUGGGGGAGGACACAAACCUGGACACUGUCGAAUUGGAAAACCAUGUACAGACCAAAGAUUUAGCACCAGAGCAGGAUUUUUUGACAAGACAUACCUACAUGGAGACACAGCAGGUGGAUGCAGUGACCUUUGAGGAUGUGGCUGUGGACUUUACCCAGGAAGAAUGGACUUCACUGGAUACAAUUCAGAGAAACCUCUACAGAGAUGUGAUGCUGGAGAACUACCAGAACCUCGCCACAGUAGGAGGUCAGAUGUUUAAACCCAGCCUGAUCUCUUGGUUGGAGCAGAAAGUGGAGCUGACAGUAAUGGAGCAAGGAAUUCUCCAAGAAUGGGAAAUGCACCUUAAGACAAAAAGGACAGCACUUCAGCAGCAUAGAUUUGGGUCACAUAUGUCAAAUGGGAUGCAACUGGGAAGAGAACACAGUGGAGGGGAGCUUGGUGACUCUAUUCAAGUUGGAACAGGUUUUAGUGAAGAUUCAUGCCCUCAGACUCACAUUAGUACUCCAAAUACAGAGAACACUUCAGUGUGUAAUUUAUAUGGAAAAGACUUUCUGCCACCCCUUAAAGAAACUUCGACUGAAGAGAACAUUUUCCAGGUGAACCAGUGUGUAAAACCUUUGACUUUGACUCCAGAUGUUUCCCAGAGAAAGUGCACUUUGGAAAAAUCCAUUGAAUGCAGUGACUGUGGGGAAACUUUUGUUCAUCAGUUAGAACUUCAGGCACAUAGUUCUUCUCAUAGUAAAAAGAGUCUCCACAAAUCAGAGGAGUGUGGACAAGCUUUUACUCAUCCUAUAAGCCAUGGUGGGCAUGUGAGUCCCACUGAAAAAAAAUACUAUGAAUGUAAGAAAUGUGAAAAAUUUUUUACACAUCCUGUGUACCUUAGUAUCCAUAUGCAAAGCCACACUGUGGAGAAGCCCUACGACUGUAAGGAAUGUGGGAAAGCCUUCACUGAGCGCUCCAGCUUAAUUGUUCAUCUACGACAACACACUCGAGAGAAGUCUUACGAGUGUAAGGAAUGCGGGAAAACCUUCAUUCAACCCUCACGCCUUACAGAACAUAUGAGAAGUCAUACGGGAGAGAAACCGUAUCAGUGUGACCAGUGUGGGAAUGCCUUUGCGUCUUCCUCUUACCUUACUACACAUUUGAGAACUCAUACUGGAGAGAAGCCCUUUGAGUGUAACAUAUGUGGGAAGGCAUUUACACGUUCCUCUUACUUGCUAGGCCACAUACGAACUCACACAGGUGAAAAGCCCUAUGAAUGUAAAGUAUGUGGGAAAGCAUUCAGUGGCCGUUCUUGGCUUACGAUACACUUACGAAAGCAUACUGGAGAGAGGCCCUAUCCAUGUACAGAAUGUGAGAAAGCUUUCACCAGCUUUGCUCAACUAACUGAACACAUAAAAACUCACACUGGCGAGAAGCCCUUCCGGUGUAAGGUAUGUGCAAGGACCUUUAGAAAUUCCUCAUGCCUUAAAACUCAUUUUCGAAUUCACACUGGAAUAAAACCAUACAAAUGUAAUUACUGUGGGAAAGACUUCACUGCACGUUCGGGCCUUACUAAGCAUGUAUUAAUUCACAAUGGUGAGAAGCCCUAUGAGUGUAAGGAAUGUGGGAAAGCCUUCAGUACAUCUUCUGGCCUUGUUGAACACAUAAGAAUUCAUACAGGAGAGAAGCCCUUUGAAUGUUAUCAGUGUGGGAAAGCCUUGGCUCAUUCCUCAUCUCUUGUUGGACAUUUAAGAACUCACACUGGAGAGAAACCCUUUGAGUGUAAUCAGUGUGACAAAACAUUCACACGAUCUUCUUAUCUUCGUAUUCAUAUGCGAACUCACACCGGAGAGAAACCAUAUGAAUGUAAAGAGUGUGGGAAAACGUUUCCUGAACGCUCAUGCCUUACUAAACACAUAAGAACGCAUACUGGUGAAAGGCCCUAUGAAUGUAAGGAGUGUGGGAAAGGCUUUAUCAGCUUUGCUCAACUUACUGUACACAUGAAAACUCACAGCUCUGAGAGACCUUUCCAAUGUAAGGUAUGCACAAAAUCCUUUAGAAACUCUUCAUCCCUUGAGACCCACUUCCGAAUUCACACUGGAGUAAAACCCUAUAAAUGCAGUUACUGCGGGAAAGACUUCACAGCACGUUCAGGCCUUACAAUACAUUUACGAAAUCACACUGGGGAGAAGUCCUAUGCAUGCCAAGAAUGUGGAAAAGCCUUUAGCACUUCCUCAGGCCUUAUUGCACAUAUAAGAAGUCACAAAGGAGAGAAACCCUUUGAAUGUGACCACUGUGGGAAAGCCUUUGCCUCUUCCUCUUAUCUUAAUGUGCAUUUGAAAAUUCACACUGGAGAAAAACCCUUUCAGUGUACAGUAUGUGGGAAGACAUUUACAUGUUCUUCCUACCUUCCUGUUCACAUGCGAACUCAUACUGGAGAGAAGCCUUUUCAGUGUAUAAUAUGUGGGAAGUCAUUUUUGUGGUCCUCAUACCUUCGAGUUCACAUGCGGAUUCACACUGGAGAGAAACCCUACGUAUGCCAGUACUGUGGGAAAGCCUUUACAGAGCACUCAGGCCUUAAUAAACAUUUGCGGAAGCACACAGGAGAGAAACCAUAUGAAUAUAAGGAAUGCGGGGAAGCCUUCACUACUUCUGCUGAUGCUAAUGAACAUGAAACUCCCCAUUGGGGGGAGAAUCUUUGAAUGUAAGGGAUUCAGAAAAUCAUUUGAUGAUCUUGAUCCAUCAUUGGCAAUGAAAAUUCAUAGUCUAUACAAGUCUUAUUAAUAAGCAAUGUAUAAAAACAUUCAGUUGCUAUAUGCUGUAAAAACUCAUUCUGAGGAUGCUCUGAAUUUAAGGAUUGUGGGAGAAAUCAAAAUUUCAUGAUAAUAUGUAUGAACUGAAGGUUUGUAAUAUAGGGAACGAAAACCUUUAGUGUUUCCAUGUGUGUUGAUGCAAGACAUGUAGAAAUGUCAUAGGUUUUGUUUGUUCACUUAUGGUCUCACAGUUGAGAAAUAUCUUACUGAGGUAUGGGAAGUAGUUUUUUACAUUUGAUAAUUAUGUGGUGUUUACAGACUGAACACAAGCUACAUUUGUGUAAUAGGGGAUUUGCUUCAGUGUCUUGGAUGGUAACACUUAGAUUUUCUGGGUGCUUCUAUAUGAAUUUUGAAUAUUUCUACAUUUAUGUAUUUUUAUGACUUCAAUUAUGAAUUUCUAAAUUCCAUUGUUGGUUUUCCUUUUUAAAAUAUUCCUGUUUGAUAUGAUUGAAACUAUUGUUUUUUACCUAGUAUCUGUUAUAUGUCCCAUGUCAGCAUUGUGAAGUAAUGGACACAAACUCCCAUCUCCUUAUUACUUGUUAGUGUAUUUGUUGUGUCAUGCCCCUAUUUUACAUAGUCUGUACCUCUCCUCCCUUUGUUGGUUUUUUGUUUGUUUGUUUGUUUGAGACAGUCUCAUUUUGUGGCCUAGGCUCCUAUGAAAGUCAUGUAGCCUAGACCGGUCCCUAGCUCUUGGCAGUACUGACCCAGCCUUCUGAGUGCAUAGAUUAUAGGUGCCAGCCACCAUACCUGGCUCUUUUUACUGUCUUAAGUAUUUACUUUACUAGCACUGAAAAAAAUCAUGUUCUACAACAGUGUUCAAGUGCUUCACACAAGUAGGUUUGGAUCUGACCAAUACAAUCCCUUACUCUGAGUUCCAAGUCUUUGGUGGCCAUUCCAUUCUCUGCUUGGAGUUCAGCUGUUGUUUAGGCUCUGCUUCUUAUAUCAUGUAGUAUCUGUAUUAACUCUACUUAGCUUUUUUAUUUUUGUGACAGGGUCUUGCUGUAGCUUAAACUGACGCCUCAAACUCGUAACCUUUUUGCCUCGUACUUUACUGCUAGAGUUAUAGGCAUGCGCCUCCAUGCCUAGCUGGUGUGUGUCAAUCUACGUGAUGUUCUCAAGGUCGAGCUGUGCUAUGGUCAGUUAUUUUAAGACAUUUAAUUAUCCUUUGUCUCUAUGGAUACUUAGUUUUCAUACCUUGCUUGUUAGGAGUAUUGCUGCAUUGAAUGUGAAUGUAGCUAUCUCUUUAAAUUCAUGACCUUAUGUUCUCAGAUACAAAUCCCCAAAGUGAGUUUUUUAUUGUAAUGGUAGAUAUGUCAGUGUUUAUGUAACAACUACCAAUUUAUAUUUCCAAUGAUGUACCUGGUCUCUUUAUUGCUUAUCUUUUUACUUUUUUCUUUCUAUAUGCCAUUUAAAAAUGUGAGAUGGUAUCUUCAGGUUUUUUUUUUUUCCCCCGAGACAGGGUUUCUCUGUAUAUCCCUGGCUGUCCUGGAGCUCUGUAGACCAGGCUGGCCUCAAACUCAGAAAUCCGCCUGCCUCUGCUUCCCUGAGUGCUGGGAUUACAGGCAUACACUACCACCGCCCGGCUGGUAUCUUCAGUUUUGAUUUGCAUUUUUCUAAUCUAUAGGCAAUUUGUAUAUUUUUGCUAAAAUACUGAUUUCAGUUAUCAAUUUUAAAAUCAAGAUAUAUGUAUUUUGCUGUGAAGUUAUUUGAGUUACUAUGUUUUUAGACAUAGACCCGUUGUAAUAUAUAUGGUUUAUAGAUUUUUUUUCAUCUGUGUACAUGCUUUUUCAGAUUUUUUUUUUGUAUUGCUUUUCAAAAUCUUUAGUUUGAUAUGGCCCUAAGUUUUUAUUUUUCUUUAUUUUUCUUUAGUGCCCAUGAUUUUUAUGUCAGCUCUGAAAUUCUUUGCCCGUGUGUCUGGAAGCAUUCUUGGUGUUUCAUUGUGUUAGAGUUUUAGAUUUUACUUUCAGGGUUUUGUUUGUGAUAACCUCACUAUGUAAUCCAGAAUAGUAUAGAACUCACUGUGUAGAGCAGGCUGGCCUUUAACAUGGAACAGUGUUUUUUCUCCAGGCCUCAUAAGUGCUGAGAUUUUUGGUUUGAGCCAGUCUAUCCAACUUAACUAUAUUUCUUUUACUGUUAUUUACUUAAUUAUAUUUCCUUUUUUUAAAAAACCCCUGAGUUUAUAUAUGUGUGUAUGUAUACUGUGUCUGUUUCUGUAUACUGUUAUUGGAUUUUUGGUUUGAACCAGCCUAUCCAACUUAACAAUAUUUCUUUUACUAUUAUUUAAUUAAUUAUAUUUCCUUUUUUAAAAAAAACCCUGAGUUUAUAUAUGUAUGUAUGUAUACUGUGUCUGUUUCUGUAUACUGUUAUUGUUUCUGUUUUGGUGCUAGGAAUUGAAUUUGUGGCCUCUGGCAGGUGCUCUACCAUCAAGCUAUAGUUCUAAAUUCACUGUGGAAAUUAUGUGGACUGUAUAAGGGGCUUUCUUGUUCCUUUUGUUUGUUUUUGGGAUAAUCUCUAUAGAUCUGGCUGGCCUAGAGUCUGCUAUGUAGAUCAGGUUAGCUCGAAACUCACAGAGAUCUUCUUGUUUGCCUCCCAGAGUACUGGAAUUAAAGUUAUGUGUCCUAUGCCUAGCAA
Messenger RNA from Apodemus sylvaticus (European woodmouse), 6097 nucleotides. RefSeq names its product zinc finger protein 26. The record is from RefSeq and is a predicted model, not a curated record. The transcript has 11 exons. Gene Ontology annotation, molecular function: RNA polymerase II cis-regulatory region sequence-specific DNA binding; DNA-binding transcription factor activity, RNA polymerase II-specific. The coding region runs from base 467 to 3355 and encodes 962 amino acids. Gene Ontology annotation, biological process: regulation of transcription by RNA polymerase II. NCBI's taxonomy places the organism in Eukaryota, Metazoa, Chordata, Mammalia, Rodentia, Muridae.